Molecule: messenger RNA, 1050 nt
Organism: Uranotaenia lowii
Lineage: Eukaryota; Metazoa; Arthropoda; Insecta; Diptera; Culicidae
Product: ribonuclease H2 subunit B
Exons: 2
Coding region: 122-979 (285 amino acids)
Biological process (GO): RNA catabolic process; ribonucleotide metabolic process
Cellular component (GO): nucleoplasm; ribonuclease H2 complex
Source: RefSeq, a predicted model, not a curated record
GCGUGUAAACUGGUCGAAAGGGCCUUUUACGCGCGCAAAACGUAAACAACUCCCGGUUUUCAAGAGUGUUGGUUUGAAUAUUUCGCGUUUGUUAAAUUAAUUUCUUGUAAAUUUCGUCGAAAUGACUGCAAAUAAGCAUUUUUUCAUACUCGAAGAUCCGGUGAAAUCAGAACUUGGCAGCGACUCCGACCAGCUGCAAAUAAUCACGCUGCGCAACCCAGCUACUGGCAAAGCGUCUAAAUAUUUACUGCGGGAUGGAGGCAAACUGCUGUACGAACUAAACUGCUUCAAUGAGCCGAAAAGAUCUUGGUUCAUGGACGAAUCAGUUUGCUCUAACGGUAAAAUCUACAUCCCGACCCGGAUGGACCCACUGUUCCUUAUCAUUCCUUACUUGGAGAAGAACUGCACGGGAAAAGCGGUCCCCCUGGAACACAUAUUGGCGGACAAUGAAUUCCCGCAUUCAGAAAAGCUAACAUCCACUGUACAAGAGGGUCAAUUAGCCAUGGUGGCUGACGAGAAAAAGGCCGGAAAUUUUCGUGCUUACAAAUACAAUGAAGAAAAAGUUCUAGACUGGCUUAGCAGGAAAUGCCAUCUACUCGAAAAAUCGUUGGCAAAAACAACAAAAUAUUCGCAAUCUCAUAAUUUUGUGAAAGAAGAAAAGGAAAACGACCCUCAAGAUCAGCUCCAGGCUGGCGAAAUGAUACACUACGCCCAUGGGGUGUUGUCCGACUAUUUAAGCCUAGAUCUGAGCGGGAAGCUGUCCAAGACCCUUGGGAUACCGGAAGAAAAAACGGGUGGCAACAACAAGCGCAAGUCAACGGCUGAAAUCGAAAUCAGCCAAAUAAAGAAAGUCAAAAAAGAGGAAAUACACGAAACGACUCCCAUCAAGGCCGUCGAGAAAAAGGUAAGUGCCAAGUCGAAAGCUUUGGCCAAAGCUGCCACCAACACGAAAAGUAUUGCAAGUUUUUUCAAGAAGUAAUAUCGUUUAUUUAAGCUAUAAGUUAUUAAAAUCUAGUUGUUCGUGGAAUUAUACAUUUUGCUUCAACAUAA